Messenger RNA from Corticium candelabrum, 2369 nucleotides. RefSeq names its product RB1-inducible coiled-coil protein 1-like. The record is from RefSeq and is a predicted model, not a curated record. Gene Ontology annotation, cellular component: Atg1/ULK1 kinase complex; phagophore assembly site membrane. The coding region runs from base 1604 to 2116 and encodes 170 amino acids. Lineage: Eukaryota; Metazoa; Porifera; Homoscleromorpha; Homosclerophorida; Plakinidae. Gene Ontology annotation, molecular function: molecular adaptor activity; protein kinase binding. The transcript is spliced from 9 exons. Gene Ontology annotation, biological process: glycophagy; autophagy of peroxisome; positive regulation of protein phosphorylation.
GUGUGUGUGUGUGUGUGUGUGUGUGUGUGUGUGUGUCUGUGUCUGUGUGUGUGUGUGCGUGUGCGUGUGUGACAGGUCAUGGUUUCACAUAAUUAAUUACUUAUGGGACAAUACCAGUACAGUACCAUGCUUACCAACUUAUGAUUACAUUUUGAAUAUGUUUUGCCUUCAUGUCUCUUAUCUACUGGUGGCAAAUAUAGUUGCCUGUCUGUCACUGUUGUUGUUGUUGUUGUUGUUGUUGUUGUUGUUGUUGUUGUUGUUACUGCCACCACCACGGUUACUUGAAACAGUUUGAGAGACACAGGGUAGAAGGAAGAGUCACUGAAGCUCUUUUACUUGCUGUGGACAUUUGUGGGGUUUUUGUGUUUUAAAUUGAAGAACCAAUAUUUACUGGCAAUAGUUCUUAAACUGCCUUUGUAUGCAUGCAAUACCAGUCUGGCUGCAUCUCAAAAUAUUGCUGUCCAAGUAUUUUCUUGUUUUGCAUAUGUUGUUGAGAACACUAAGCAUGCUAUAUAUAUACACAGAGGUCACAUUUCUUAGUUGGAUUUCUUCGUUUUUGGUCUUUUUCAACUCGGAAGGCAAGCAACAAUAACAAUUGUCCAUGUAGUGUCUUUAGAAGUAUUGGGUGGAGACCUUGUUUUGAACAACAAACGCAGUGUUGCGUCAGAGUCUCUAAUUUAAUUAAUAAAUGUAAUUAGUUUGUGUGUAAUACUUCCACGACUCUCUUGAUUUGAGUGAGUUUAGUUGUCUUUUUUGUUUGUGUUUGACUGUAUACAUUGACAGUUGAGUAGUAGCAUGUAGUGAAUAUGAGGAUUGUCUACUGUAGCUAUGAAUCAUAUAAUGUCUAAAAUGGUGUAAUUGAAACAUAUCUCUUGUUCUAUUUUCAACUCUAACAUCUGGAGUUUGUCAACAGUCACAAAUGUCUAAUCUUGAUGACAAGUUGAGUUCUCAGCUGUUAGUGAAAGUUGCUCAUAAAGUAUCUCACAGGUGGGAGGAAUUCGGGUCUCUUCUGUCAGCAGGUAUGUUUCCUACAUACAGAACGAACGUCAUCACUGCUACAUACAGAAAUCCAUUCUUGCGUGCUAAAGCCAUGCUAGAAGAAUGGAGAGAGGCAAUGGGCAGAAGAGCUACUUGUGACUUGAUUGUUCAAACGCUUUUGGAGAUGGGUUUGAGGAAGGAGGCAUGUGAUAUAUUUGGUUAUGGUAUAGUAGAACUCAUUAAUCCAAACAAAUAAUUAAGGUAAUUAUGUGUCACGUGACUUUGAUUUAGGGAUAUAUCUUUGUGCCAUUAUUUAAAUUUAUUUGUAAGCGCGCGCUGUAAAGUAUAGCGAUGUGCUAUCAAUCGAAUUGAACAAUAAUAUCUGUAAACAAUAAUUUAUCGAGAUUCUGUUCAACAUUAUAUACGUAUUACUAGCGCGCGUUACAAGUUAAUAGUUUGUUAUUUUUCAGAGCAUGUUGUCCCUCCAGAUGGAGUACAUUAGUACACCCAAGAUUGAUGACGUUCACUUGGAGAGCAAGUUUUCACACAAGAAAACACACAAAGGCAGUCUUUGCGUGACACCAACCCAUCUUAUCUUUCACAAUCAAACCGUAGGAAGAGAAAUAUGGCUGUUGCAUACUCACAUCUUACAAGUGGAAACGCUACCAUUAAACACAAAAGGCUCGCCCUUGAAGAUAACCUACAAAACAUCAGAUCAUUCACAUUCAUCAUUGCUAAAGAUUGUGAAUGCCAAGACAUCUAUGAUACUCUGGUGCACUUCUCUAAACCAAAUGUAAAAGUACCAGUUGAUCUACAUGUUUGGAAGCCACACCAGCCAAUGAUUAGCACUCAGUCUUUCGACAUCAGUGAUUUGGCCUUGUUCUGUUACUCUGAAGAUAUUGAAAUGUAUGUUGCAUUCAGUACUAGUCGUGAGAAACACUUUUUGCAUCCAGAGUCACAGAAAAAAUUGCAGCCGUCCACAGACAAUACUUCAAAGGGAUCAGAUCCUAUUCUUAUGGCGAUUACCAAUCGAGAGUUCUGCAAAAUCACAAAGGAUGAAAAUGAGUUCAACCUUCCUGUUGACAUGAAGUUUUGGCGACUCUCAGCAAGCAGAUUCAUCCCCAAUGUUGCUUGUUAACAAGAGCUCUUGUCCAUAUACUGCAAAUCGUUGUAGUACUAUUUUUGUUUGUCGUGCAAACUUCAGUUUAUAGGAGAGUGUUUGCCAUCAUUUGACUGUACAAUAACAGUACAUUGUAAAAAUAAUUAAUCUUUCUAAUUAAAUUACAAAUAUAAUAUGCAGUAAUAUGUUGCAUGGUAUAGCUAGACUGUACUUCCUAUGAUGUUAACAUUUCUCUGAAUUUUUCGAUUACUCAGGAUCAGCCUGAGUUAAA